Messenger RNA from Periophthalmus magnuspinnatus, 1038 nucleotides. RefSeq names its product signal peptidase complex subunit 2 (gene spcs2). The transcript has 5 exons. The record is from RefSeq and is a predicted model, not a curated record. Gene Ontology annotation, biological process: protein targeting to ER. Gene Ontology annotation, cellular component: membrane; signal peptidase complex. The coding region runs from base 45 to 653 and encodes 202 amino acids. Lineage: Eukaryota; Metazoa; Chordata; Actinopteri; Gobiiformes; Gobiidae.
CGUGAGGCUGUGAGCCAAUCAGAAAGCUCCAGGUCACAGAGAAGAUGGCGGCCUCGCGCAACGGGAAGAGCGGGCUCCUGGAGAAAUGGAGAAUCGAUGAGAAACCAGUGAAGAUCGAUAAAUGGGACGGCGCCGCGGUCAAGAACUCUCUGGACGACGCAGCCAAAAAGGUGCUGCUGGAGAAGUUCGGGUACCAGGAGAAUUACUCUCUGGUAGACGGGCGUCUGCUGAUCUGCACUGUGUCGUGUGUGUUUGCUGUCGUGGCUCUGCUCUGGGACUAUCUCCACCCUUUCCCCGAGUCCAGACCCGUGCUCGCCGCCUGCGUCAUCUCAUACUUCAUCAUGAUGGGGGUUCUGACUCUUUACACUUCGUACAAGGAGAGGAACAUUUUCCUCGUGGCUCUGCAGAAAGACCCAGCAGGUCUGGACCCGGACCACGUGUGGCACCUGUCGUCCUCCCUCAAACGGUUUGAUGACCAGUACUCGUUGCGCGUCUCCUUCACUGAGGGGAGGUCUCGCGUGUCCAGGGACGUGGAGGUCACUCGCUCCGUGUCCGAGUUCUUCGAUGAUAACGGGACUUUGGUGAUGGACCAGUUUGAGAAGUGCGUGUCCAGACUCCACGACUCUCUGCUCUCCGACAAGAAAACCAAAUGAACCGGCUCUCCACGCUGAGGAACCGGCUCUCCAGGCUGAGGAACCGGCUCUCCAGGCUGAGGAACCGGCUCUCCACGCUGAGGAACCGGCUCUUUGAAUCCUCAGAACCUCUCGGUCCAAAACUCUGGAGGUGAAGAUCAGGAGCAGAUGAGGAGGGACCACACACGACGACACCUCCUCAUUUCGAUGUUCAAAUGAAAGUGAAAGUGUAAAAAGCUGUGUUUUCUGUGCCACGUUUGACUCGAUCACGUUUAAUCUGACCAAACAAAAAAAAGAAAAAGAAAAAAAACCUUAUUUCAUUUGGGUUUUGUGCCGUGGAUUUAUUUUAUUUUGUACAAAACUUUAUUGACAAAAUAUUAGACAAAUAAAACUGUUACAACAGAAA